Bufo gargarizans (Asiatic toad) is the source of this 2711-nucleotide messenger RNA. It is a transcript of the gene SCEL, whose product is annotated as sciellin. Bases 116 to 1999 code for a protein of 627 amino acids. Gene Ontology annotation, biological process: epidermis development. The transcript has 28 exons. The record is from RefSeq and is a predicted model, not a curated record. NCBI's taxonomy places the organism in Eukaryota, Metazoa, Chordata, Amphibia, Anura, Bufonidae. Gene Ontology annotation, cellular component: cytoplasm.
GUGAGUCACAAUCUGUGAGGUAGAAGUCAUACGGAUAUAUCUCUCCUUCAGUCUAUACCGACACAGCAGGUGACUACUUGGUCAGAACACUGCAGAGUUUGAAAGACCAGAAAAGAUGUCUACUUAUAGCAAACCUGGAAAUGAUGGCAAAAGCAAUACUCUGGGAUCGAUGAACAGGCAGAAUGUGAUACAGGAGACAAACAAGAGAAGGACCCUGCUAACCGACAAUAGCUGGAUCAAAAACCGACCAGAAGAGGAAGAGGAAAAGAUUAGAGACGAAAACUUUGGGAAAAGUGUCCUGAGCCGAUAUAAAUCACAGGACAACUUGGACAGCGGCACUGAAAAAGAUGAAAAGAAGCAGCCUAUACACAACAGAUUCAAGUCGGAUGAUGCUUUAGACAGAAUCCCAUCAAGAAAUACAUUUGAAGGAGGAAAUAAAGCAGCCACUCUGGAAAGAGUACCCAUGAGUGGGACAGAAGCCACCAAUAAAAGACAAUCCUGGGCUCCCAGUAACAAGACAACAACUACGACAACGACUACAGAGGAAUCCAAAAGAAAAUCCUGGGCUCCAACGAACAGGAACAGCACUACUACUACGACUACAACAAGAACAACAGAGUCUAGACAGGUUGUGCCAGGCAAACCAGAAGGGCAAAAAAUCACUAUUUUCUCAUCUGAUACCAGGACAACAGAUAUACAACCCAAAUCCAGCUUUAUUGAUAGUGCCAGAUCAAGGUUUGAGAAGAAUGAGGAAAAGCUCAGCCCGACCCCCUCACCCAGGAUUCAAAAUGUAGAUGAGAAGCCAAGGUUGCCUCCUAAAUCACCUACUGCCAAAACCGAUGACCGGCCUGCAUACCCCAGCAAGCCUGUCAAUCCAGAGGCUGGAGAAAGAAGAAGUGCAUUGGAAAGAAAGCAGAGAAGUCAAAAUAUAGAUAAUCUCAUUGAAGUUUCAACCUCAAAAGUUUCCAGCAAUAAAAGUACUCAAGACAUUGACAACCUUAUAGACAUCAAACCCACCACAGAGAAAGCAAAGAAAAGUACUCAAGACAUUGACAACCUUAUAGACAUCAAACCCACCACAGAGAAAGCAAAGAAAAGAGAACAGCUGGAUGACUUCAUUGAAAUAUCAAAUACGGCAAAGAACUUUCAAAAUAAGGAUGACCGUCUUGACAGCUUCAUUGAUAUUAAAAAGCCUGAUGUUAAAACUGGAACUAAAAAUAUUGAUAACUUAAUCGAUAUUAAAACUCCUACUGUGAAUAAAGGAACUAAAAAUAUUGAUAACUUAAUCGAUAUUAAAACUCCUACUGUGAAUAAAGGAAGUCUAGAUCUGGAUGACCUCAUUGCCAUAAGCAGAGAUGGAAAUAAAGGAACAGCCACGCCUGCUAGUAACAGUACUAAUAUCUCAAAUCGAAGUUCAACCACAACUACCACCACCUACAAUGUUAAGGAAGAAUUCAGCAAUGCACCAACCAGACGUUCCACCACAACCACUAGAGUUACAGAUGACCAGGAUAUGCCAAGCAGACGGUCAACCAGCUCCUCAACCUACAAAGUCACUGAUGAGAACUAUGAUAUCCCAACUCGACGCUCAACCUCAUCUUACAAGGACACCACUGAUGGACCAAACACUUCCUCAAAUGUAACCAUCACAAGCUAUUCAUCUCGUCCAAAUUCAUCUUAUGGAGAUGAAAGCAGGAACUCAUCCUCUAACACAUAUGGAAACAACCUUUUAUCAAAUUCAAUUAAAACUGUUUACUCUACAUCUGAUCGAUCUGUCAUUCAAAAGGAUUUUUGUACUUAUUGCCGCAAAUCACUUGGCAUUGAGGCUAAAAUGAUUCUGAAAGAAUUAAACAUUUGCUGUCAUGCAACAUGCUUCAAGUGUGAAGCAUGUUCUGGUUCCUUGGAAAAUCUCAAGGCUGGAGACAGUAUGUGGAUCUUGAAGCAGACUAUCCACUGUGAGCCUUGCUAUUUUGCCGCAAGAGAGAAAUGGAUCAUCUGAAUACAGAAUCUAAAACUCUAGAACAAGAGAUGAAAUAUGAAACAUGGAUUAAUAUAUACUUUUCAUAGCUUAUUUCAGACAACUUGGGGGUAUAUGGAGUAACACUUAAUGGCUAUGUACACCUUUGGGGGCAAUUUGUUUUUUAUUUUUGCAUUGUACUCCUUUUGAGCUAAAAAUCAUUUUUUUAAUUGGUCUCUAAUAAAAAUGUGCAGCUGUUUUCCCUGCACAGUAGUAGAGAGAUGUGAUUUUUCUCUCUGCUCCGUCAGACAGAGAGCUGACGGUCUCCUUAUGUGUGAUGUCUGACCUUAUAAACACUCAUUAUAGCUCAAUACUUAUCUAACUGAUAAGCAUGUGACUUCAAUAAAUGUUUAUGACCUUUUAGUAAUUUAGAGAUAAGGUUUAUUAGAUGACCAGCACAACGUGAAAGUGAAAGUACUAUUAACACAGCUCGACACAGUUUGUGAAAGAACGGCUCAAUAAACUGAGUAAAAUGCAAUCAUAAAAAAAAAUUCCCCCAAAGGUGCCUUAAAACUUAAAUUCAUAUUUAUAUAUAUAUUGGGCUUUAUGCAAUAAUAAAAUACUAUUGAAGUAGUGUUAAAGCCAGAAUAUCCUGUUGCCUCAUAGGCUGAACAAAACAAUGAGGGAAUUUUCGUCUAGCAAUAAACUUGAUAGGAUUACUAUGGUUUAGCCUACACAAUACAGAAUAAAUGGA